This is a messenger RNA of Leptomonas pyrrhocoris, 3060 nucleotides long. RefSeq lists its product as hypothetical. Lineage: Eukaryota; Euglenozoa; Kinetoplastea; Trypanosomatida; Trypanosomatidae. The record is from RefSeq and is a predicted model, not a curated record. The transcript has a single exon. The coding region runs from base 1 to 3060 and encodes 1019 amino acids.
AUGUCAAACCUUCGCAGCAACGCAGCCUCGCCCACGGCGGAGGUCAAUGCAGCGGCGACUCCAUCGGCUUUUCGCGAUGUGACAAAUUCCUACUUGAAUGCGAAUAAGGAAAACAUUCCUCCAGCAGGGGUGUCGCUUGGCAGGUUCGGUGGGAAUGGUAAGGGUAAUGAACGCAGAUGUGUGGCGCCUGCCGCCGGCAGCACCGUAGGCAACGUGGACCUCGCGUGCUGCGGCACGCCCGUACUGGCAGACCUGAAAGUAGAGGACCCUAUGAACACAGACGCACCGGCCGUCGCAGACUGUGCGGCGUACGAAUCGAGUAACGUUGUGUGUGACGACCCUGGCAACGCACUCCCCACCGCAGCACCAUCACGCAGCCCGUUGAAGUCUCUCACGCGUGCCAUCACCGCCGGUCUUACGGCUGUCACUCCCAACACCCACAAACGGGCCGACGCCGCGGCGGCCUGUGCUGCAACACCCAGCAUCAUCAGCGACAGCAGCCUGCUGAGUGUGGCGCGUACCCCGGGUCACAACGUCUUGCCUUCAGCGAACCACACCAGCGGCGUCAACCCAGUAGCGACAACUUCAACGGCCACAAAACUAAUGCAGCAGCGCAGCCGUAGCCAGUGCUCGCCUCUGUACACACAGGGAAAGACGGGCAGUGCGUUUUCUCCGACAGCCGAUGUGGCCGCCGGCGUCAGCGGCGCUACGCAGGUCUCCCCGCAGUCGUCUCUGCACUGCACGCCCAGCGGAGCACGUCGCUCUGUCGCGGCGGCGAUGGCGGCCCGCGCCUUGAGCGAGACCCCCACCCGCAUGGACGACAUUUCCUUCUACCUCAACAACUCCUUCGAGUCCGGCUCCGAGACGCCAACGCAUGACGGCGCCGCCGGCAGCUACGACCCUGUGCGGACCCCGCAUCGCACCUUCGACCUACAGCAGGCGGUGGAGGAGAUGCUCCGCGGCUGCUUCGACACCUCCACGCCGGCGCGGCGCUCCGAUUCAAACGGGGUGAGUCCGCACGGCUCCCGCAAACGGCAGCAGCACCUGCUGGAUACGACGACCGCCGCCGCAGCGCAUGGGGCGCCGUUCAAUUCGUACGCGGUUUUGGAGUCUCUCUUCGCCGCGCCUGCCCCCUCCAAGACAGCCAACACUGCAGACGUCUGGGGACAAGGGCUCGCCAUGACGGCCGAGAGCACACCGGAGCGCUUUGCGGCACCGCAUGGCGUCUUCGCCGAGAGCGACAACGACGACAACGACGGGGGCACCUCGCCCUACAGCGACCUCGCGCCUCGUGAGGUGCCCGCGGUUGGCGUGCGACGCGACCCGAUGGUGUACUUCUCCACGUCGGCGGUGUCGUCUGCUGCCGACGCCUACGUGGAAUCGACAUCUGCGCAGGCGCCACGCCUGCUCGCAUCCGCCAUGGAAGAGGCGAUGCGGCCGAACAGUGGUGGUGGUGGUGAUGACGAGGGUUAUCAUCAUCCUCUGCCUCACUGCGGCAACGCGCCGGGGCGUCGCUCAGGUGGGAUUGAGUUCCACAACGAUGGCCUCACCAACGGGACGGACAUGCUGGCGAUGCUGGCGGCCGCAGUGCAACAGCAGAGCCCUCGCAGUGCUGGGGACGAGUAUGCGGAAGAGGAGUCGCCGACGUUCUCGGACCGCGACGGGGAGACUGUUGCUUCUGCUGCUGCUGCUGGCGAUGUGCCCCCUCCCCCGCCGUCGUAUGAUGACGUGCAGCAGCAGAGCCGGUACCCGCGGCGUAACGGUGCGACAUCGGCAGCCCCAGUAGGCACAUCGCAUGUCCCGCAGCCGACACGCCGCAGCCACCACCUCCCACAGGUGAAGGCGGCAGCGGGCUCGUUGAUUGCCGUCAGUGGCCGCCGUGUGCCCGUCGACAAGCUGCACCUCCUGUCGCUGAGCUCAGGCGACGAGUCGGCGACAGCCCCUGCCAUUCCGUCGAUGGCGGGUGCGGGCGGUCCCCGGUACGCCUCGCGUGGGGGCGGCGGUGCCGCCCGCUCGCAGGUGCAGUCGCCUCCGAUGCAGCACCACCACGUCGAGGGCCCUUCGAUGCGGCGGGUGCCGAAAGCGAACGUCGUGACAGUGACGCGUGCGCCGGCGUCUGCGGGACUUGGUCGGUCGGUGAAUGGCACGGUGUUGAAUGGACGCGGGGCUGGCAGUCCGCGGUGCGUCUCCGCCUCCGCCUCUCUCCCCUCUUCCUCCUUGCACACGAGCAUUGCCGAUGUGUUCGCGGCACGUACGACGGCGACGACGCGUGUAGUCGUCCCCGGCCCCUCUGCCCGCCGGAUCCCCCCAGCAGGCCAUCCUGGCGCCUCUCUGCAGUCACGCCAGAACGGCGCCGCCGCGAUCAUCGACGGAAGCGGCGUACGGCAGAGCAGCGAGACCGAUGUGGUGGCCGUGCUGCAGUUUUCAAAGGGCCAGACGAUGCGUUUUCUGGCGAACCUCUCGUCGUCCGCCCUGGUGGCGGCACAGGCGGCGCUGACGCGCGACUUUGAGAAAAGCAACGGCAGCAGUAGCAGCAGCAGUAACGGCGAGCUUGAUGGUGCCGCCAUGGCGAGCACAACUCUGGCGCGUGCGCCGCUGUCUCUGGUGGAGGUGGGAAAGUCGUACCUGGCGCACGUGUAUGGUGAUGAAAGCCCCUACGAGAAUGUGCCCUUCGAAGAUGUCGGCGUCUGUGUGCGGCUCUACCCCUCGUCCUCCAGUACGCCGGCCGACCAGGCCUGUCGGGAGCACAUGAACGGUGUUCUCCUGCGCGAGGUGGACGUCUUUGGGUGUGCGGUUGACCGCCAACAACACGAGCAGGCCCUGCAGCAGCAGACAGCAGCCUACAUCGAGUGCGAGCGUCAGUUCAAGUUCUCCAGUCUGCCCUUCCAGCUCGAGUCCAUUUACUUCACCUUUGACGGCAGCAUCUGCGUUGUGUUUUACCGCGUCGUCGUCGCGGACACCGCUGCCGCUGCCACGACGCAGCGGUUUACAAACACCUCGCGUGUGGUGCGCGAAUUGCAGUUUCACUUGAGCUGUCGUGUCUUUCUAAAACAGUGCUGA